Messenger RNA from Impatiens glandulifera, 1668 nucleotides. RefSeq names its product ADP,ATP carrier protein, mitochondrial-like. NCBI's taxonomy places the organism in Eukaryota, Viridiplantae, Streptophyta, Magnoliopsida, Ericales, Balsaminaceae. Gene Ontology annotation, molecular function: ATP:ADP antiporter activity. Gene Ontology annotation, biological process: mitochondrial ADP transmembrane transport; mitochondrial ATP transmembrane transport. The record is from RefSeq and is a predicted model, not a curated record. Bases 162 to 1289 code for a protein of 375 amino acids. Gene Ontology annotation, cellular component: mitochondrial inner membrane. The transcript is spliced from 4 exons.
GAAAUUUCUCUCAUUUGUAGAAUUUGCCCUAUAUAUACGUAGAAGUCGAUGUCUAAGGAGUCUCUCUUGCGUAUAACCUCGUUCGUCUCUCCUUCUCCUUCUCUUGCGGCUGCCAAAAGCGAAGGCGAGUUGAACGCAGGCUUAUUAGUUGCAUAGACGUGAUGGCUGAUCAACACCCAAGUGUAGCUCAGAUGGUGGCCGGUAGGCUAAACCUUGGUUCCAAUGCUCAAAUGAGGGGACUUAACCAACCCGCUCUUUACCAGAGGCGAUACUCUUAUGGAAAUUACUCUAGCGGAGCUUUCCAGUCUCAAGAUCUGUCUUUGAUUACUGGAAAUGCUUCCCCUGUUUUCGUGCAAGCUCCUUCUGAGAAAGGUCUAGCAGGAUUUGCCAUUGAUUUUCUCAUGGGUGGAGUUUCAGCUGCUGUGUCAAAGACUGCUGCAGCUCCUAUUGAGCGUGUUAAGCUUUUGAUUCAGAACCAAGAUGAGAUGAUUAAAUCUGGUCGUCUUUCUGAGCCCUACAAGGGAAUUGGUGACUGCUUCAAGAGGACAAUGGCAGAUGAAGGUAUGGUUGCAUUGUGGAGAGGAAACACUGCUAAUGUCAUCCGUUAUUUCCCCACCCAGGCCUUGAACUUUGCAUUUAAGGACUACUUUAAGAGUCUCUUUAACUUCAAGAAGGACCGUGAUGGUUACUGGAAGUGGUUUGCUGGAAACCUUGCAUCUGGUGGUGCAGCUGGUGCAUCAUCACUUCUGUUUGUCUACUCCUUGGAUUAUGCCAGGACCCGUCUUGCAAAUGAUUCAAAGGCAGCAAAGAAAGGAGGAGAGAGGCAAUUCAACGGUCUGGUCGAUGUCUACAAGAAGACCCUCGCAACUGAUGGUGUUGCUGGACUUUACCGUGGAUUCAACAUCUCAUGUGUUGGAAUCAUUGUUUACCGUGGGUUGUACUUUGGAAUGUACGACUCUCUGAAGCCAGUUCUCUUAACUGGAAGCUUGCAGGAUAGUUUCUUUGCUAGCUUUGGUCUUGGUUGGUUGAUCACAAACGGAGCUGGUCUUGCCUCCUACCCAAUUGACACUGUGAGAAGAAGAAUGAUGAUGACAUCUGGUGAAGCCGUCAAGUACAAGAGCUCAUUCGACGCCUUCUCUCAAAUCCUGAAAAACGAGGGUGCCAAAUCUCUGUUCAAGGGUGCUGGUGCAAACAUCCUUCGUGCUGUUGCAGGUGCUGGUGUGCUUGCAGGUUACGAUCAGCUUCAGAUGCUUGUUUUGGGAAAGAAGUAUGGUUCAGGCGGUGCUUAAGAAAAAGGCAAAAAUGCGUUUCUUCUCUCACAGUUUUCUUAGGUGAUGUUAGACAAUGAUGAAAAUUAGUUCUCAAAAGUUAUUCGGAUUUUUAUUAUUCAGCACAAAUUUUCUCAUUGAAAUAAGCUGAAGCCAGAGUGGGAUUAUAUAAUAAUCCUCCUUCUAAACAUUUUACAUUAUUCGGGCCACCUUUUUGUUUUUCGGGUGGAUUUUUAGUUCUUUUCAUAAUCCAGAGUUUACCGAAGUAUCGGUUUGAGGUUUAUUUCUUAUUUAAGUAAACAUGUCUGAUUUUCCAGAUAUAAUGUUGUUUCUGGUCAUAUUUUUCAAAUUGUUAUGUUUAACCUAUUAUGUUAUUUUGAAAAGUGACAUUGUUUUUAUU